AUGGAUGCAUUAGAAAGAUUACAUGGGGAGACUUACACGUAUUUUGCUGCUGAAAAAAUGAUUCGGGAUGAUCAUGGAAGGGAUUCGGAUUUUACAACUGAAUUUCUCAAAAAUUUAAGUCCACCAGGAUCACCUCCAUUUAAGCUAGACCUCAAAGUUGGAUGUCCCAUUAUGUUGCUGAGAAAUAUGGCACCGAAAGAAGGCCUUUGUAAUGGUACAAGACUGGUGGUGACGAGGUACGGACGACACGUGAUUGAAGCUAAAAUCAUAACUGGAGAAAAAGCUGUUGAAGUAGUAUUCAUCCCUAGAAUAACUUUUCAACCUUCAGCUUCAGAGCUAAACAUACAAAUGGAAAGACGUCAAUUUCCCAUACGCGUUGCAUAUGCGAUGACUAUUAACAAAUACCAGGGACAAUCGGUGAAGUAUCUGGGCAUUGAUUUACGUACUCCAGUAUUUAGUCAUGGUCAGCUAUAUGUCGCAUUGUCCAGGUGUACUGCUGCAAGGAGAAUUACUUUAUUAUUUCCAAAUAAAUCAAAUGUGUCUUUAGAUCCGGUAACAAAAAAUGUAGUGUAUCCUGAAGUAUUAUUGUAG
This is a messenger RNA of Papaver somniferum (opium poppy), 591 nucleotides long. Its product is annotated as ATP-dependent DNA helicase PIF1-like. The record is from RefSeq and is a predicted model, not a curated record. Bases 1 to 591 code for a protein of 196 amino acids. Lineage: Eukaryota; Viridiplantae; Streptophyta; Magnoliopsida; Ranunculales; Papaveraceae. The transcript has a single exon.